UAUUAAUUUUGUUGGGUAGCUCAAAUAUUUAUUUUAAUUAUGUAAUAUUAAGAUAAAAAAAGUUAUAAACCACAUAUCUAAAUCUAAAGAUUACAUAAACUGUGAACCACACCGUCCAGUUAUAACUCUAUGAGAAUAUUGCUGUAAUUUAUUUUUCUUUUCCAGAAUUUUUUAUUUAAAUGAAGGAAACAAAACGACAGUAAAUGGAAAAUAUAAUAAAUUUAGGAAAACGAAAAACUGAGAUUAAAAUUAAAUAAAAUGGAAAACCGAGAGACGAUUUGUGUUCAGUAUAAAGACUAAAGAGAGAGAGAGAUCAAACACCUCAAAAGUCCCAAAGACUAAAACCCUUUAAAAAAAAAGCGAUGAGUGGAAAACUUCUCAAGAAGUUGGAAGAUCCGCCGGUUGCAUCUUCUUCAAGUGAAGAAGAAGAAGACGAAGAUGCCGUAGCCAACUCUUCCUCGGAAGAAGAAGAAGAAGAAACCGAUUCCGAAACCGAAGCCGAGCCGGUCGCGAAGCCGCUUGUGAAACCUCCAGCAGAUUCCAUAAAGGUUGAAACUUCCUCAAAGCCCGAGACCAAGAAGAAGCGAUCUAGUGAGACAAAUGAAGUAGAAGCAAAGAGGGUCAAGAGGGUUUCAGGAGAAGAGACUAAGAAAAGCUGUUUCCAAAGAGUUUGGACCGGAGAAGACGAGAUUGCUGUCUUGCAAGGGAUUAUCGACUUCAAAACCGAGACUGGGUCAAGCCCUUAUGACGACAAGAACGCUCUUUAUGAUCUCGUGAAGAAAUCUGUAAGCUUUGAUGUUACUAAAACUCAGUUUAUGGAGAAGAUUAGAGCUUUGAAGAAGAAGUUUGAGAACAAUCUUGGUAGAGGCAAGAAGAAAGGAAAGGAUCCGUCUUUUUCCAAAGCUCAUGAUCGCAAGGCGUUUGAUUUGGCAAAGUUGGUUUGGGGAGAUAAUGGGAUCAUGGCUCUUGAACCAUUGUCAGCUGUCAAGUCAAAGAAAGUUGAGCAUGCUGUGAAGAAGCAAGAGGAGCCUGCUGUGAUGAAGCAAGAGGAACCUGCUGUGAUGAAUCAAGAGUUUGUUCCCAUUGUUGAUUUAGUAGCUCGUUUUGGUGUGGAUGAUCUUGCUGCUAAACAAGGUUGGAGUAGGCUUUCAUCCAAGGAUAGGGAGAGAUUCGAGGAGCAAUGGAAAGAGUUGCAGCUUAAGGAAUUCAAGUUCUACUCUCAAAAGAGCGGUUUCAUUCAUGAAGUGGUAACAAAGAUGGCUGAAGCCUCUCGGCCAGACCAUUAGAUUUAUGUUUUGUUUUCUUGUCUCUUUUGCCUGAAUUCGCCUCUGUCGUUUUACUUUCUCUGUUGAUUUAUCAAUAUUGAAGUGAUAUUUUAAAUUAACUUAAUCAAUGUUGUCCA
This is a messenger RNA of Brassica rapa (field mustard), 1402 nucleotides long. RefSeq names its product probable transcription factor At1g11510. Gene Ontology annotation, cellular component: nucleus. Gene Ontology annotation, biological process: regulation of DNA-templated transcription. NCBI's taxonomy places the organism in Eukaryota, Viridiplantae, Streptophyta, Magnoliopsida, Brassicales, Brassicaceae. The record is from RefSeq and is a predicted model, not a curated record.